Cuculus canorus (common cuckoo) is the source of this 2655-nucleotide messenger RNA. RefSeq names its product zinc finger protein 488 (gene ZNF488). The record is from RefSeq and is a predicted model, not a curated record. Bases 260 to 1870 code for a protein of 536 amino acids. Gene Ontology annotation, cellular component: nucleus. The transcript is spliced from 4 exons. NCBI's taxonomy places the organism in Eukaryota, Metazoa, Chordata, Aves, Cuculiformes, Cuculidae. Gene Ontology annotation, biological process: regulation of DNA-templated transcription. Gene Ontology annotation, molecular function: protein binding.
UGGGGCCAGGGCUCGGCGGCCGCAGCGGGGUCCGGGGAGCGGGCGAGGUGCCGGGGGCGGGCAGCGCUCAGCCCCGGCCUCGGAGCGGCGCUGGGACAGCCCCGGGCGGGGCGGGGGAAGGCGGCUCCCCGCGGCGGCCCCGAAGGUGGGAGCCCUUUUCCUCCCUCCCGGCUCCUCUUCUCUCGCCGAGACCCGUCGAUGAUCGGUUCUCCUUUUUAUUGGCUGCAACUCUCCUCGUCCUUCCAUUUUCGACAGGUUUAUGAUGGAACUUACAUCUUUGCCUAAAUUCCUUUGGACAAGUGACAACAAACUUCUGCAUCAUCAUUUCCCGGACAUAUUGGCUACAGUUCAUACCACUCAAGACAUUCCCAAAGAAGUUGUUUUUGGACCAUGCAUGCUCCAGAACACCCUGCUGGACACUGUAGCUUUUAUUGCUCUCAAGUGUUCUGAUAGACGGAACAUCCAUUAUGUAUUUAAGGUAGAUGUUACAUCUGUGCACAGUCCCACAGGACUGCCUUGGAUGAGACUUGUACAAGCAGCUGCCAAUAGCAAGGAGCAGAACUUGGAAGCUUACUUAGAAAACAGUCAGUUAUAUUAUCGCUCUACUAGGAAAAUCAACAAAAAUGAGGAGCUGCUCGUCUGGUACGAUGAAGAGCUUUCCAGCCUGUUAGGUUUCAAUGAGAUAAAAGCUCAGAGUCCCCAGAAUGAGCUGAAAUGCCAAGAAUGUGACCGAGUCUUUAAAUGUGAGCAUUCCUAUCUCUCUCAUGUCCGCUUCCUAUGUGUCCCAGAGAAGACUGCCCUGCUAUGGAGAAACUUCCAGAACCCUAAAAUUGAAAAGAGCAACUCAGCUGAACAGACCACGAAUUUCCACAACCUGGCAAGGGAUUUAGAGGUCAAAAUGGCAGGUUGUAAAGAUGAUGCCCAGGGUCUCACAGGAGAAAAGAGAGCAAAAUCUGAAGAGUCUGAGAACAACAGAAGCAGGAAAACAGUGUUGUUGGAGAAAACGAAUAACGUGAGUGAGGAACGUAACUGUGGGGGCAAGGAAGAGGUUGGAGGAGAGCAUGCAUUGGAGGGUUCUUUCUGGAAGCUCACUUCAGGGAGGCAGUCAGCUAGGAAGGAUGCUUUAGAGCAGAAGCAGAGUGCUUUCACUGAGGUCAGGAGGAUGAAGGAGAAGCUGAGGAAUGAGAGACUGAAGGAGUCAGAACAGAAAGAUGGCACAUUCCUGGUAGGUAAACAGCAAGUAUCAAAGGAAGUGUUGCUGAACUCCGCCGGUAGCGCAUUCUCCUUUGUGUGGCCCACCAGAGCCCGAGGAGAACAGAAGAGUGCUUUCAGCAAACCCAGUAAGUGUCUAGCGGAAAGAGCUGCAAUAAAUUCUCAUCCCAUAAGUGAGUCACCAAAGAGCCUGGGGGAGCUGUCUGGCUUCAUUGCCACCACAGACGUCAUGUGCUGCAACACUCUUCUCAAUUCCAAGUUCUUUGCUGGUGAUUUGUGUAAUGCUCAGAUGCUGCAGACAAGCAUUACUCGGAGCAACGUUUUCCCAUAUACCUCAGAACCGUGGCCCAAACAAGCAGGAGGACAAUUACAAAACACAUCCACCACUUCUUCUUCCCCUUCCUCUUCCUUGACUCUUCUGCCCCCCACCUUCACAUCCUUCGGAGUGGCUGCCCAGAACUGGUGUGCCAAAUGCAACCUGUCCUUUCGCAUGACAUCUGAUUUAGUCUUCCACAUGCGGUCACAUCACAAAAAAGAAUACUCCUCAACUGAGUCCCAGUGCAAGAGGAGACGAGAAGAGAAGCUAACAUGUCCCAUUUGUCAUGAAUACUUCCGAGAACGCCAUCAUUUAUCCCGGCACAUGACUUCUCAUAAUUAGAGCUGUGCAGAUGGAUGUCACCAAGGGGCUGGACAGGUUGGGUAGAGAAGGGGAGCAUGGUUCACUUAAUCCAUUUCUUUUUAAGUUUACAUUAAUUUCUUACAGGAAAUCACUGUUUACAAUAAUUUAUAACAGAUGCUUUGCAGAAAAAUAUACAAUGUUUACUAGAGUCUGAGCGGGCUGUAAGUUUUGAAAUUUCAACCUAGCCCUUGUCAAUCUAUUUUCGAGGAAAUAAAGUAGUGAAAUGAAUGCACAUGCAGUAUUAAUUUGCAAAGACGUGGGGAAAAAGUUAUUGUUUUGCAGAGUUUUCUUUGUUUGUAUUUGAUUUGCUGGUGUCUGUGCAAUACAAUGUAAAUACAGAAGUAACAGCUGCCUCAUUGAAUGAGGAAUCUCUAUGCACUUAAAAAACCCAGGUCUUAUAUGUUAAAAGAAAGAAGUUACUGUUUCUAGCAGCUUUGGUGGAUUCAUUCCUUUGUGUUAGCUAAAUCAGCUCUCUUAUCAGAUUUGUGAGUAGAAAAGUUAUACCUCACUGUCUCCUUGGUUUUGAAAGAGACGUAGGUUAAGACUCUCUGAAACUUGUGAUUGUCAGCAGCUGACCAACAGACUGUCAAAGAGGAUGUAACUUGUAAAUCAGUGUAUCUAAGUUCUGUUCUAGGCUCUGCCACUUCUGGAACAUCUUUUACAAAGUCAAAUCAGCCUAGGUCUGUAUCAAAAAUGUGACCGGUAAUCAGCAUUAUUGUGUAGACAGGGAGCACAAAUUCUGCCUUGCUGUGUGCUUGCAAGUU